Fulvia fulva is the source of this 1341-nucleotide messenger RNA. RefSeq names its product Cytochrome P450 monooxygenase FUM15. The record is from RefSeq and is a predicted model, not a curated record. The transcript has a single exon. Bases 1 to 1341 code for a protein of 446 amino acids. NCBI's taxonomy places the organism in Eukaryota, Fungi, Ascomycota, Dothideomycetes, Mycosphaerellales, Mycosphaerellaceae. Gene Ontology annotation, molecular function: oxidoreductase activity, acting on paired donors, with incorporation or reduction of molecular oxygen; heme binding; iron ion binding.
AUGAUACUCCGCUAUUUUCUUCCUUUCGGCAUCGAGCGUCUCUCCGUGGCGGAUGACGAAGCCAUCAAGGACAUUACCGUCCGCAGACCAUACGACUUUUGCAAAGCGCGCAGAACGACGGAGUGGAUGAAAGGGAUUCUGGGAGAGAAUGGACUCUUGUUAGUUGAAGGUGCUGCGCACGCGAAGUUGAGGAAAGCGUUGGCGCCUGCAUUUUCCACGAGUGCGAUUAAGGCGUUGGAGAUGCGGUUUUGGGAGAAGGGUUUGUUGCUUGGCAAUGUGAUCGAAAGGGAGAGGAGAGUUGUUGAGGGCCAUGUUCCCUCUGUCGAAAUCUUAGAUUGUCUCAACUGGGCGACGCUGGAUAUCAUCGGCUUAGCGGGCUUUGGGCUUGAGGUCAAGUCGCUCGAAGCUCCAAGUGCGCCGUUAAGAAAGGCGUAUUCCGCGCUUUUCGCCUUCGACUUCGUGUCGUUCGUGGUCCAGGCCUUGCGGAUGUUCUGGGGCGUAAUGAAGUACUUCCCCUGCGAGAUCAACCGAGCGAUGGAUCGUAGCGAGAAAUUCAUCACUCAAGUGGCGGACGAUGUUGUACAGUCGAAGCUGGACAAAGAUGGACUCUGCACGGGGGGUAAGGAUAUCAUCAGCCUCAUCGUCAAGCACAAUGAAGCCAAGGCGUCGUCACCAGAAGAUGUCCUCUCCUUCAUCGACAUUCGAGACCAAGUCAAGGCAUUCCUCGGAGCGGGUCAUGAUACGACAGCGACAGCUGUAGCCUGGACCAUUGAUCUCCUGAGCAAGAACCAGUGCGUUCAAGAUCGACUUCGAGCUGAGAUUCAGGCUGCAUCCCCGGAGCUCAGCACUCCGGGAGUCGCACCUGAUCCUGAAGCAUUAGCAGCAACGCAAAAGCUCGACACCCUCACUUACCUUGACAACGUCUGCCAAGAAUCUCUCCGCUUCAUACCCCCAAUACCGACCGUGAUUCGCGCAGCCGCAGUCGACACCCGCAUCGGCGAACACGCUAUACCAGCAGGUACGAACAUAUACAUCACCAGCAAUGCAGUCAAUCGGCUUACACACUACUGGGGAAACGAUGCCGAUGGUUUCAACACUGAUAGGUGGGAUCAGCUGCCCGCUGCCUGGGUUCCAAAUGCUUACCAAACAUUCCUGGAAGGACCUCGCGGCUGUAUCGGUAGGAAGUUUGCGGAGACGGAGAUGAAAGUCUUCUUGUGUUGUUUGCUUGCCAGGUUCCGGUUUAUUAGAGAUUGUACGUGGCCCGAUCAGGAGCAGAGGAAAGUGUGGCGGAUCGUCAUGAGGCCGAAGGAUGGAAUUCGAGUACUGGUGGCUGCUGUGUGA